UGGCUGCUUCCUCAAAUGGCUCUCGGAUUCAUCACUCGCUUACCGGCAGUCUUCGCUAGCAGGAGCAUCGUCAGCCAUUGCAGUGCAUAUCGGACAGUUCCGUCGUUUUCCGGAGGUUAUUUAGUGCAGCAAGUGUGCAAUUACGCCAAAAAAGUUAACAUGGGUCUGCCGCGUUGUUUCUUCGAUCUGACUGCUGAUGGAAGUCCACUUGGAAGGGUUGUAAUCGAGCUUCGUUCCGAUGUGACUCCGAAGACGUGCGAAAACUUUCGUGCUUUGUGCACCGGAGAGAAGGGAUUCGGCUACAAGGGCUCCACAUUCCACCGUGUGAUUCCCAAUUUCAUGUGCCAGGGAGGUGAUUUCCAAAACCACAACGGAACCGGAGGAAAGUCCAUUUAUGGCAAUAAGUUCGAGGAUGAGAACUUCACCCUAAAGCACACGGGACCCGGUAUUAUGUCGAUGGCUAAUGCUGGCCCCAAUACAAACGGUUCUCAAUUCUUUAUCACCACUGUGAAAACUUCGUGGUUGGAUGACCGCCACGUUGUUUUCGGAAGCGUUGUUGAGGGAAUGGAUGUCAUUCGAAAGGUUGAGUCCUGUGGAAACCAAUCGGGCAAGACCAGCAAGCAGAUUGUUGUUGCUAACUGUGGACAGCUGUAAUUUUUUAACCCCACUAAUAGUUAAAAUGAAAUUCCCUUGCACAUGAUCAUGAAAAAUUGUAAUUUUCAUCCAUUCGAUUUUUGAUUUUCCUUUGUUACGUAUUUAACAAGAGUUAAAUUUUGUUUAUUAUGAAUAGGCAGGACACUAAUUGCAAACUCGUACAAUCUAAAUGCAUUUCGUUUUUUGAAUUGAUAAAAAAUAAUUCACCGGAAAUUCCCAUGUAACUGUUAGCGUGCUGCAAAACAAAAAAAUAACGAAACCAAUCGUUCCAAAAAUAAAUGUGUAAGACUGCGUUCUCUAUCGCGGUUGUUCUAUUUUAUAAUUGAACAAGAAAGUCCCGUAUUUUCUAUCACCAUUGGAUUACUUUGCCCUCUUCAAUAGUGGUGUGUAAGAAAGAACUGACAGGAUGCUACUCGCUGUAGGGUUGAGAUGUGGUGACGUAAGAUUUUAGACUGUUCUUUGGAAAAUCGUUCGUAUCCAAGCGUGAAUCUACUAAGCUUUUAGCUCUAAAUGGUAACAAUUUAGCAAUAAAACAAGAAAAAGUCCAAUAAACUAUCGUUUAAACCAAAA
This is a messenger RNA of Uranotaenia lowii, 1224 nucleotides long. Its product is annotated as peptidyl-prolyl cis-trans isomerase-like. Gene Ontology annotation, molecular function: peptidyl-prolyl cis-trans isomerase activity. Lineage: Eukaryota; Metazoa; Arthropoda; Insecta; Diptera; Culicidae. Gene Ontology annotation, cellular component: intracellular membrane-bounded organelle. Gene Ontology annotation, biological process: protein peptidyl-prolyl isomerization; protein folding. The coding region runs from base 16 to 654 and encodes 212 amino acids. The record is from RefSeq and is a predicted model, not a curated record. The transcript is spliced from 2 exons.